This is a messenger RNA of Paramecium primaurelia, 222 nucleotides long. The record is from the annotation of a GenBank genome assembly. NCBI's taxonomy places the organism in Eukaryota, Ciliophora, Oligohymenophorea, Peniculida, Parameciidae.
AUGCAAAAGAUGUACCUCAAUGCUUCAUUAGCUUUUCUAUUUUUAUCAAUAUCUUAUUACUAAAUCAAAUAUACCGUCAUUCGUUAGCGUAAACAGAAAUUAGCAGAUCCUUUUUUACCCCAUUCAAUUCAAAUGAUAGUAACUCUAUUUAUAAUAAUUUAGAUUGGAAAUCAUAUGAGACUAUGUCAUCAAAUCAAAUUACAGAUUGUGGAACCUCAAUGA